Molecule: messenger RNA, 1098 nt
Organism: Monosiga brevicollis MX1
Lineage: Eukaryota; Choanoflagellata; Craspedida; Salpingoecidae
Exons: 5
Coding region: 1-1098 (365 amino acids)
Biological process (GO): positive regulation of transcription by RNA polymerase II; hippo signaling
Cellular component (GO): nucleus; cytoplasm
Molecular function (GO): protein binding; transcription coactivator activity
Source: RefSeq, a predicted model, not a curated record
AUGGAUAAGCGAGACAUUCAAAUGCUGAUUUAUCAGUCAACCGGCAAGAGUGCCUCCGACUCGGCCAGCCCCAAAUCCUCAAAGACAGAAACUAAAAAGCGUGGCUCAAAUGUGCUCAACCGCACUGCCAGUCGCAAGGGAAGUGAGCCACCACACAAGACCAAUAAGAAUGAGGGGCGCUCGUCCUCCGUUGGCGGCUGCCUUGAUAUGCAAGAGCCCCGUGACAGUGGUCUCGGCAUGCAGCGUGCACACACCCUCAACAUGGACCCCGCCUAUAUGGCUCGUCGCUCACAAAAUUGGUCCGUGAGCUCAACCGAUAGUGUAAUUCACCACUCGGCACAAUCGUCAUACGCCUCGCUCGAACUGCCCAACUCAACCGACCCAUUGCCCUCGGGCCAGGUCACACAGCCCAACAGCCGCGUGGUUGAGGUGGAUACCUCCCCCUUUAGCGGUGUAUCUCUGCCCCACGGCUGGGAAAUGGCCUUGACGCCCGAUGGACUUCCUUAUUUUAUCGACCAUGUUAACAAGCGCACAUCCUGGGAAGAUCCCCGAAGCCAAGCUUUCAUGGACAUUGAGGCCAAACGCGCCGAAAUUGAGCUACGCAAGCUCCAGCUGCGACGUGAGCAGUUGGAGAUUGAACGAGAAAUGCUUGAGCAACAGUCCCGACUGGUAGAACAGGAAGCUGCGCGCUAUUCCAACCCAACAACGUCGACCUCCACGACCCCUACCCAAUCUCACAUGUCGGAACUCCUUGGAGGUGUUGAAGCCACCGAGUCACUCCAAUCAGCGGAGCUGGUGCCCCCGACUAAACCCUCUACGCCCUCAAAGGCCGAGCCCAGCUCGGCCUCCACGCCCCAGCCUCGGGAUCAGGCUCACCAUGCUCAUGAGAUGCCGCAGAUUGAUGUUUUUGCUGAUCUCGGUCGCCUGGAAGGCGCUCCAGACCUGACUGGCUUUGACCCUAGCCUGGCUGAGCAUUUGGGUGAGCCUUCCAAGGAUUCGAGCUAUGCCAGCUACGCUAGCUGGACAGGGCUCGAUAGCGAGGCGCUUCUGGGUCUCGAGAACAUGGACUCGCUCGAUACUUACUUGCAACUCGGCUGA